AUGCCUCGGUGGCGGGACCAUGCUUCCGAAUAUUACGACACGAGCUACCCAGUCAUCGACGACUCGGAGCUCGCGCAAGACGAGCAAACAUUCUCUGCCCAAAUAAAGCAGAUGCGCUUCUAUGUGUCAAGUGGACAGGUAACCUUAGUGAACAAGCGGCCAAAACUUCGCUGGGCGAUCACAUCCGCGAUCAAAGCGCCCUUGUCCGAUGCGACGACCAUCGUCGGCACUGCUGAUGGGUGCAUGCUCUCGUUCACGAACGAGUACAAGCCUUCAUCGUUCUCGACCGCCGCCCAGCUCAAGGCGGGCGUCGCGGUCAACGGCAACUCGACGGUGUUCGUUGUGGAAGUGGAGAGCGUUGAAGCUGUGCCGUCAAACCAGAAGGUGUUUGACCUCCCUCUCAAAUACUCCCCAAGCGCGAUCGCUGCGUCCGGCUUGCUCGUCGCCGUUGGCGGAGAGAUCAUCAAACAAGCAGCCAAGUCUAAUAAUAUCAACAUCUUUGCCCCCUCUGCAUCUAUUUCUGCCACACUCUCUAUCGCGACCCUCCCCCACACUCUAUAUCCACAACCGUCUCUGGUCCCUCAUCUACCGCAGCAUCAACGAACGGAAACGAUCAUGGACAGGGAGGACAACGGGAAGCUGAAGCGGAAGCUGUCCGAGGGCGGGCAGACGUUCGUGAGCCUGCCAGAAGCAGGCACGAAGAAGCGCAGGAAGACGGUCAAGAUCGACCUGCGGCGUGAACGGAAUUCAACAGCGGUGUUGCCAUGGGACAAGGGGUUCACUCACAGCAACACGGUCUAA
This is a messenger RNA of Dichomitus squalens LYAD-421 SS1, 801 nucleotides long. RefSeq lists its product as uncharacterized. The record is from RefSeq and is a predicted model, not a curated record. Bases 1 to 801 code for a protein of 266 amino acids. Lineage: Eukaryota; Fungi; Basidiomycota; Agaricomycetes; Polyporales; Polyporaceae. The transcript has 7 exons.